Molecule: messenger RNA, 2649 nt
Organism: Sphaerulina musiva SO2202
Lineage: Eukaryota; Fungi; Ascomycota; Dothideomycetes; Mycosphaerellales; Mycosphaerellaceae
Product: TRM-domain-containing protein
Exons: 1
Coding region: 16-2199 (727 amino acids)
Biological process (GO): tRNA N2-guanine methylation
Cellular component (GO): nucleus
Molecular function (GO): RNA binding
Source: RefSeq, a predicted model, not a curated record
GCUGCCCGCUGCAGCAUGGCAAAUUCCGCCAUCGCGGUGCCUCUGGGCGCAAAGCCAGCAGCAGGACAACUCAUCGAACACAAUGGAAAGACAUAUGAAACCAUCCGAGAGGGACAAGCCUACAUCUUGAUCCCUCCAAAUACACAACAACACGUCACUCCACCGCAACAAGCAAAAGCGAAGGGCAAGGCCGAUGAAGGUGUCAAGGCACAGAGUGUUUUUUACAAUCCCAUCCAACAGUUCAAUCGCGAUCUCAGUGUGCUGGCUAUCAAAGCUUUUGGGGAUGACUUUCUGCACCGGAAGAAGGUGCAGAAAGAAAAACAUCGUCAGAAGAAUGAGAAGAAGAGUAACAAUAAGCGGAAAAUUCCUGGUGAGCGCGAUGAGGGUGGCGUGAAGCUACGAAAGACUGAUGCGGGCCCUGUAAAUCCAGAGAAGGAGCCCACUGCCAAUGGUACUGCUGCAGAAAGCAACGCGAUCCAAGUCGAGGUGGUGCCUACGAGUGCUGUGGCAGUGGAGAUAGAAUCUGCUCAGGUGACUGGUCCAUCAGAGCUACAAUCGACGGCGGAUGUAGAACUAGAGCAGAAGUCCGAAGUGACAAAGGUUCAAACUGGGCCUCGUUUUCGGAUUCUGGACGCGCUGUCUGCCACAGGGCUUCGUGCACUUCGGUAUGCACAUGAGAUCCCGUAUGUCUCCGCAGUGGUUGCAAAUGAUAUGAAUCCCAGCGCCAUCGAGAGUAUGAAAUUGAAUGUAGAACACAACGGCCUGGCCUCCAAGAUCACACCAAAUUUGGACAAUGCGAUAGGCCACAUGUAUCGUGUCGCAUAUGCCGAACCAGGCACACAUGGUCCACAGCACGUCAAUCAAAAGUAUGAUGUGGUCGACCUGGAUCCAUACGGCACCGCAGCGCCCUUCAUAGAUGCAGCGCUUCAGUCCCUGAAUGAGGGUGGAUUGCUGUGCGUCACUUGCACAGACUCUGGAGUCUUUGCCUCGACCGGCUAUUGCGAGAAGACGUGGUCUUUGUACGGAGGAGCUCCAAUCAAAGGCCCUCACAUGCACGAAGGCGGUCUCCGCUUGAUCAUCAACUCAGUCGCCACAGCUGCAGCAAAGCAAGGUCUCGCAAUAGAGCCUCUUCUUUCACUCAGCAUCGAUUUCUACAUCCGAACCUUCAUCCGAGUCAGAAAGUCUCCGGCCGACGUCAAAUUUCUCUUCGGCAAGACCAUGGACGUCCUCGGCUGUGAUCACGGUUGCGGAGCCUGGACCAUCAACAUGCGAGGACGGAACACAAAACAGAUUGGCAAGAACGAACAAGUCUGGUGGAAGCAUACCAUUGGGCAAGGACCUCCUGUCGACCACCUCUGCGAGCACUGUGGAUCCAAGAGACACCUGGCCGGACCCAUGUGGGCAGGGCCUAUUCACAAUGCAGCUUUCGUAGGAAAGAUUCUCGAGGAUCUCGAAACUGUCGAUGCCGAAGUCUACAAGACCAAACCACGAAUUGAAGGCAUGCUGUCCACAGCGCUCGAAGAACUUCAGGUCAAUGACGAAGUCUUAUCAUACAAGCCCUCCUCUCAGAGAAGCGAUUCCGACGAAGUCGUCCCCAAAGUGCCACCAGAAACCCUCGAUCUCCAUCCCUUCUUCUUCAAUCCUUCUGCAGUAAGCAAAGCAAUCCACUGCGUCGCACCUCCAGACGCUGCAAUACGCGGUGCACUUCGCCACGCUGGGUACAGAGCGACUCGCUCGCAUUGCCAAGCUGGGAGUAUCAAGACGGACGCACCAUGGAGUGCUAUUUGGCACGUCAUGACGGAGUGGACGCGACAGAGACAUCCCGUCAAAGAAGGCGCAUUAAAAGAAGGGAGCGCGGGCUAUACCAUUAUGAAGCGGGCGAGAGAAGCUUGGGCGGCUGAGGAAGCUGCGACCAAGGCGGCGAACCCUGAAACGACUGCUUCUUCCAAGGACAGCACUCCCGCUAUUACGACCGAGAAUCAGGCAGACUCUUCUUCUGCCAUUCAUACUAAUACUGCUGUUUCUGCUGCUACUGCAGCUGUUGCAACGAAUGACGAGGAAGAAAAAGUCAAAGCCCGACGAAAAGUCGUUUUUGAUGAAGUUCUCGGUCGAGACAGAUCUGCGAAACGACUGGUGCGAUAUCAGCAGAACCCAAGAGAGAAUUGGGGUCCUAUGACAAAGCAUAAGGGUAAUGCAUAAGUACCUACAUGUACCUUAUAUGUACCUGACAUGUGGCUACUAUGGGCAGGUAGUUUCCCGAUCGAAACCACUGCAUGUACCUGAGUCCAUACCUACCUAAGGUACCUGACCUAAUUGACAUUGCCUGACUACUGGUACAUUACACAGCGAGCAAGAUGCGAAUAGAACCUCGAUCUUUCCCUUCCCAGCCGCCCGCCCGCCUAGGUUAGUCCCGUCCGAUGGAUGACCGGGGUACUGACUCGGUGUCGACCUCAUCUCAUCCUACCUCACCUCACCUCACCUCACUCACUACUCCUUCUGCUCCUCUGACUCUUCUUACUCUUUUUUGACUUACUUAUCUUCCUCAAUUUAUAACACUUAACCCUAUCUUUCCACCUACCACUUUGCCACCAGCGUGAAGACAUGUGCGUCAAGAUGUGCGCGAAAUGAUAAAAGGAUAUGCAUAAUCAC